This is a messenger RNA of Saccharomyces paradoxus, 1089 nucleotides long. It is a transcript of the gene CNN1, whose product is annotated as centromere-binding protein CNN1. Bases 1 to 1089 code for a protein of 362 amino acids. The transcript has a single exon. The record is from RefSeq and is a predicted model, not a curated record. Lineage: Eukaryota; Fungi; Ascomycota; Saccharomycetes; Saccharomycetales; Saccharomycetaceae.
AUGAGUACUCCAAGGAAGACCGCCGGUGAAAACGAAGAUACAGAAGUUUCAGAGAUUAGAACCCCUUUUCGGGAGAGAGCCCUUGAAGAACAACGUCUCAAGGAUGAGAUACUGAUUAGGAAUACGCCAGGUUAUAGAAAACUUUUAUCCGCUUCUACCAAGUCUCAUGACAUCCUUAAUAAAGAUCCUGACGAAGUACGAAGUUUUUUGCAAGACUUAAGCCAAGUGUUGGCACGCAAAUCCCAAGGCAACGAUACAAAAACUGACAAGACUCAGGCACGGAACCUAAUAGGUGAACUAACGUACGAGGAGAACCGGGUAGAGGAAGAUGAGUUUCUUCAGAGCAGGAAUGAGAAUACCACAGAUAACAGCAUUAACGAUGAAACGCAAGCAGGUUAUACUUCGUUAUCACAAACCGUAUUUGCACAAUUGCAAGAAAGAGACAAGGGUCUGAAAAGUAGAAAGAUUGAUCCGAUCAUUAUACAAGACGCUCCCAUGACAGGACACGAAGAUGAGUCGAUAGUAUACUCUUCGGAUAAUGCUAACAAUAUCUCUAUGGACGUUUUGGAUACAUUGCCAGGCAUUGGAAUGGAUCAAAAAGAUGAACCGCCAGUACGUGAUCCGGAACCAACUUCUACAACGCAACAGGAAGAAGCACUAUCUGAAGUGUUACCAAGCGACGACAAAAAGGAAGUAGAAGAAGAGGUGGAAAACGAAGAAUAUUUGUUAACAAAUGCCAGUGACGACGAUUUGGAUGACAUAGGCAAUGAUCCUGAGCGUUUAAAUAUCCCGGCAGUGAGGCGUUCUUCUGUAAAACCGCUACAGAUAAUGGAUUUAAAGCACCUUACAAGGCAAUUUUUGAAUGAGAAUGAAAUAAUAUUACCGAAACAAACGUGGUCUACUAUGCAGGAAGAGUCUUUAAAUAUAAUGGAUUUUUUAAAACAAAGAAUCGGCACCUUGCAAAAACAGGAUCUUGUAGAUUCAUUUAUUGAUAUGGGUGUUAUCAAUAACGUUGAUGAUAUGUUCGAACUCGCGCACGAAUUGCUUCCUCUAGAACUUCAAUCGAGGAUUGAAAGUUACUUGUUUUAA